CAGUGUAGUAAAGAGCAGAAGCCGGCUGAGCUCGAGCUCCUCUGCGUCGACUCCCCACGUCCUCCCCAUCUCCAAAUGCGCUAAUUUCUCUGUAAUUAAAACCGACGUCUCAGCCCUUUUCUCGACCCGAAGCCCACCGGACACCGAAGCUCAGACAUGGCAACCUAUCAGGAGUUCAUCCAGCAGAAUGAAGACAGGGACGGGGUGAGGUUCAGCUGGAACCUCUGGCCCUCCAGCCGCCUGGAAGCCACCAGAUUAGUGGUGCCCGUCUCCUGCCUCUUCACGCCGCUGAAGGAGAGACCCGACCUGCCGCCGGUCCAGUACGAGCCGGUCAUGUGCAGCCGCUCCAACUGCAAGGCUGUACUCAACCCGCUGUGUCAGGUGGACUUCAGGGCAAAGAUAUGGGCGUGCAACUUCUGCUUCCAGAGAAACCCAUUUCCUCCUUCUUAUUCGGGCAUAUCCGAGGUGAACCAGCCAGCUGAACUCAUGCCACAGUUUUCCACCAUUGAAUACAUAGUACAGCGUGGACCUCCAGCGCCUCUCAUCUUCUUGUACGUGGUGGACACGUGUUUGGAAGAAGAGGACCUGCAGGCUCUCAAGGAGUCCCUGCAGAUGUCCCUCAGUCUGCUGCCGCCCAACGCCCUGGUGGGACUCAUCACCUUCGGGCGCAUGGUGCAGGUGCACGAGCUCAGCUGCGAAGGCAUCGCCAAGAGUUACGUGUUCAGGGGCACCAAGGACCUUUCCUCCAAACAGAUCCAGGAGAUGCUGGGGUUAACGAAGCCAGGAGCUCCGGCGCAGCAAGGUCGCCCCGUGGCCCCUCAGGAUGCCGCCGCCUCUUGCAGGUUCCUUCAGCCGGUCCACCGAGUUGACAUGAACCUGACGGACCUGCUGGGAGAGCUGCAGAGAGACCCCUGGCCCGUCCCCCAGGGCAAACGGCCGCUGCGCUCCACCGGCGUUGCGCUGUCUGUCGCCGUUGGCCUUCUGGAGGGUACGUUCCCCAACACGGGGGCUCGUGUGAUGCUUUUCAUCGGGGGGCCGCCCACCCAGGGGCCCGGCAUGGUGGUGGGAGACGAGCUGAAAACCCCCAUCCGCUCCUGGCACGACAUCCAGAAGGACAACGCUCGCCAUCUGAAGAAAGCCACCAAGUACUACGAAGCCAUGGCGAACCGAUCGGCGGUGAACGGUCACAGUAUUGACAUCUAUGCAUGCGCCCUGGAUCAGACGGGACUGCUGGAGAUGAAAUGUCUGUCCAAUCUCACCGGGGGACACAUCGUGAUGGGAGACUCCUUCAACACCUCCUUGUUCAAGCAGACUUUCCAGAGAGUCUUCAGUAAGGAUUACAACGGAGACUUCCGCAUGGCCUUCGGCGGCGUCAUGGAGGUCAAGACAUCGAGGGAGCUGAAGGUUUGCGGGGCCAUCGGACCGUGUGUGUCCCUCAACUCCAAAGGCUCGUGUGUUUCGGAGAACGAGAUGGGCAUCGGGGGCACGAGCCAGUGGAAGAUCUGCAGCCUCAACCCUUCCACCACCCUGGGAGUUUACUUUGAAGUUGUCAACCAGCACAAUGCUCCGGUGCCUCAGGGCGGCCGAGGAGCCGUCCAGUUCGUCACUCAGUACCAGCACUCCAACACACAGAGGCGGAUACGGGUCACCACCAUCGCCAGGAACUGGGCGGACGCGCAGUCGCAGAUCCAGCACAUCGAGACGUCGUUCGACCAGGAGGCGGCCGCGGUGCUCAUGGCCCGCCUGGGCGUGUUCAGGGCGGAGUCGGAGGAGGGCCCUGACGUGCUCCGCUGGCUGGACAGGCAGCUCAUCCGCCUGUGUCAAAAGUUUGGCCAGUUCAACAAAGACGAUCCGACGUCCUUCAAGCUGUCAGAGUCGCUGUCGCUGUACCCGCAGUUCAUGUUCCACCUGCGGCGGUCACCCUUCCUGCAGGUGUUCAACAACAGUCCGGACGAGUCCUCGUAUUACCGGCACCACUUCGUCAGGCAGGACCUGACCCAGUCUCUGAUCAUGAUCCAGCCCAUCCUCUACUCCUACUCCUUCUAUGGACCACCAGAGCCGGUCCUCCUGGACAGCAGCAGCAUCCUGCCCGACCGAAUCCUUCUGAUGGACACUUUCUUCCAGCUGGUCAUCUACCACGGAGAGACUAUCGCCCAGUGGAGAAAGGCAGGCUACCAGGAAAUGGCAGAGUAUGAGAACUUCAAGCAGCUGCUCCAGGCUCCUCUGGACGACGCUCAGGAGAUCCUGCAGACGCGCUUCCCCAUGCCGCGCUACAUCGACACGGAGCACGGAGGCUCCCAGGCCCGAUUCCUGCUCUCCAAAGUCAACCCGUCUCAGACCCACAACAACCUGUACGCCUGGGGACAGGAGACGGGAGCCCCGAUCCUGACGGACGACGUCAGCUUGCAGGUCUUCAUGGACCACCUGAAGAAACUGGCCGUUUCCAGCUCGGCGUGAGACGGCGCCACUUUCCUCCUCGGCCACCGGGAUCCAGUAACAUUUCCCCAGGUUCUCCUGAAGGAGCCCCCGCGUCCACGGGCCCCCCACCCCCACCGUGCGCUCGCCUGAUUUUACUUCUCAGCCAUGAGACUCGUGUGACUUUUACCCGUCUGAAAGAAUCGAGGAAGAGGAGAAACGCCACAUUCCUUUAAACAAGCGCGAGCAUCUCCACUCAGUAACGUAGAACCUGACUGUACACAUGAGCAAUAUCAUCAUGUCUGAUUCAGUUUUAUAUUUGAUGUCUUGUCUGACACGCAGAAUGAUUUGACACAUAAUUUAAUUAGUUUUUGUUUGUCCCUAAAAUGUGUGUCUCCUGCUUUGGACUCAUUGAAAGUGCUGUUUAAUAGGCCGCUUGUAUCUGUUUGCUUUGUCCUUUUUUUUUGUAAGAUAAUAAUAAAAUUGCUCUUUAAUAAAUUAUAAUGUUUAGUUAAGAACCUCUGAGGAUUAUCCAGUGAAAUGUUUUUCCACGAGCAUUCCCCUCUCUGAAUAAUGAGGAUUUGAUGUUCUGAGGAAUGGAAGUCAAUCACCGCGGCUCAACUGAGGCCGACUGUUUUCAAUGACGAGCAUUUAAUUUGUUUUUUAACUCUGACUCGUUGGGGCACUUCAUCCUGUUUUCGUCACCAUCUGGUAUUUUGCGCCCGCCGACGGCCCAAAAGUCUCUGUAAUCACACUUCAGUAGUCUGUAUAGAAGUGAUGGCUUGAUCUGGAUUCCUGAAGUGACCCGUCGAAAGGUCUGCGGAAACUGUUUUAAGUUUGAGUCUUUCUAGGUGUUGAAUGCAGAGCAUGUAGAUCGGAUGAUGCAGACGAAGGGGGAGGGGAGGGGUGGGGCGUCCGAGCCAUUAGAUCCACUAAAUACGAGAAUAUCUGACAACAAAGCAUCAUCUUGCAUGUUUUUAAGACGUUUUGUCCGACGACCCCGUUUUAAAUUGUGACCUUUCAAACGGGACGGUUAGAGGUACGCUCAAGAGCAUGUUCGGAUACACUGGAAAAAUAAGCUAUUUUCAAAUAAAAGGAAAAAAACACUUGUA
Molecule: messenger RNA, 3527 nt
Organism: Salarias fasciatus (jewelled blenny)
Lineage: Eukaryota; Metazoa; Chordata; Actinopteri; Blenniiformes; Blenniidae
Gene: sec23b
Product: SEC23 homolog B, coat complex II component
Exons: 19
Coding region: 157-2457 (766 amino acids)
Biological process (GO): endoplasmic reticulum to Golgi vesicle-mediated transport; intracellular protein transport; COPII-coated vesicle cargo loading
Cellular component (GO): COPII vesicle coat; endoplasmic reticulum exit site
Molecular function (GO): zinc ion binding; GTPase activator activity
Source: RefSeq, a predicted model, not a curated record